UUUGGUUUUUUUACACCACUGAGCUGCUGUUGUUGCUGAGGAGCAGAACGUCUCUUCAUCAGCUUAUCAUUUUCACCACAGCACGAGUGACUGCUUUACCUGCAAAUGGCCCCCUGGUGGCUGACCUGCAGUACUGCAGCCUGCCUGCUCCUUGUUCACGUUGGCCCAGUCGUCACUCAGUCCUGCGGUGGUUUUCCAGGGAUUCCUGGGGUACCGGGCACCCAUGGCCCCAACGGCUUAGACGGCACCAAGGGAGAGAAGGGAGACCCGGGUGAGACAGGUCAGCCUGUCAGGGGACAGAAAGGGUCACCAGGUAUGCGGGGCCCACCUGGACGGCCUGGGCUGAAGGGGGACUUGGGUAUCCCGGGGCCUCCUGGUAAUCCAGGCCGGCAAGGCGAUAAAGGAAGACCCUUCAACUCUGCCAACGAGCAGAAAUCCUUCUUCUCCUACAAACGGGUUUCAUCAGAUCCACCAGAGACCGACAUAGCCAUAGACUUCAACAACAAGAUUUUGCCGGAUCUGGGUCCACAGCUUCAAGGAGAAUCCUUGACAAAUGGGACGUACACCAGCGUCAUCAAAGGCAUUUAUUUCUUCAGUUACCACGUUUCAGCUAAAAGCAGAGUGUGUCUGAAGCUGAUGAAGGGCAGUGAUGUUCACACAACGCUGUGCGACACGGCCGAUGGGUUUCUGGUCACCUCCGGCUCAGCGAUGCUGGAGCUUGAGGUCGGAGACACGGUGUCUCUGGAGUCCACCAGGUACAACAACAUCGUGACGAGCCCGAGCACCAGCCACACCUUCACCGGCUUCCUCAUCUUCCCAACCACCUAGACCCCCACCCUGAAAACAUUUUAAUUAACAUCACAGACUUUGUGACAUCACAGCACCUGAAUCAAUAAAGACUGGCAUUGAAGUACAACA
Molecule: messenger RNA, 918 nt
Organism: Labrus bergylta (ballan wrasse)
Lineage: Eukaryota; Metazoa; Chordata; Actinopteri; Labriformes; Labridae
Gene: c1qb
Product: complement component 1, q subcomponent, B chain
Molecular function (GO): protein binding
Source: RefSeq, a predicted model, not a curated record